Symsagittifera roscoffensis is the source of this 704-nucleotide messenger RNA. Its product is annotated as WASH complex subunit 3-like. The record is from RefSeq and is a predicted model, not a curated record. Bases 39 to 626 code for a protein of 195 amino acids. Lineage: Eukaryota; Metazoa; Xenacoelomorpha; Acoela; Convolutidae. Gene Ontology annotation, cellular component: WASH complex. The transcript has a single exon. Gene Ontology annotation, biological process: actin filament polymerization; exocytosis.
GCUCAGUGUAUGAUCAUAAAAUUUUUGCUUCAGGUAUCAUGCCAUCAGCAGAUCCCGCUAGUUUUGUGCAACCAGGAGCAGAUUUUACCCGAAUUACUCCUAUUGAUCAGAAAAUUAGCGUGACCUUGAUAAAUGAAUACAUAAGUAAUACAGCUCAAUUUUUGUCUGAUCUCUUAGCAUCGACAGAUGCCAAAUUGAACGCUAUUCAAACGAGAACUGAAAACUGCUCAGCAUUAAUUUCAAUUUUGGAUGCAAAACUCGACUCAAUUGGUGUCACCAGCGGAGGGGUAAAUUCAAUGUCUAGUGAAAGAGGUACUACAGCUGAACCCGAAAUAGCAGAGGUGCCAUUAAUGACUGAUGAAGCUCCAAAUGAUGAUCUAUUGGUCGAAGGCGAAAAUGAGGAGCCCCAAGAGGAUGUAAUUGAAAAACCACAAUUCGACCCAGAGUACAAGCGUUAUGUGAAGAUGCUCAAAGUUGGAAUUCAUCCUCUGCAGGUGCGAAUGAAGCUAAUCAACGAGCAAAUGGAUCCCGACCUUAUUGUCAGCAAAGAUGGAACUGUAUUAAUAAAUGUACAACAAGUGUACGAGAGUUUGCCUGACCCGCCCCAGGACGAUGAUUCCGAUUAACUUGACGCUUUAUUUCAAACAUAUAUGUUUUUAUUCAUAUCAUUCAUUUGAUGUUUAGUUUAUACCAAAAAAUGUUUA